GGCCGGCCCAGCCUUUGUAUAUCUUCUGCUUCUCUCCCCUCCCCUCCUUCUGCUUCUACAUCCCUCCGUCUCUGUUGUCUUUGCGACACUUAUCCUUACCCACACCCGCUCUUCGGGCUCGGCAACAAGUUCGUCUGUUUUGGUCCCUCAACAGACCGGACUAUGACCGUUUAGCUCGAUUCCGUUGUUAUUGUUUUCAUAUCCAGUGUGUUAUUCGGACCGCAAGAUAUCCUCAUCAUUCACCUCCGGUGUUAUCCUUCCUCAGACACCCUCUCGCCAUCCUUCGCCUCCUAAUUGUUUGUUUUGUUGCUUUGCCACCUCAAUUGACCAUUCUUGUCCGUGACACUUCACUGCUACCAAGAUGGCUGGAAACAUUGGCGGCUACGGCCAGGUGAUUGAAUACAUUCAAGAUCGUCUAUAUCUUGCCUCCUACGAUAACCCACCGGACUCGAGAACUCCAUUCCCCUACCCGCUCGACCAACCUAAGUCGCCGAGCAAGCGCUCACGGGCUCAGCCAAGUACACCUAGGAGCAAGAAGCACAGCCCCGUGUACUUUACCGUUGACGAUACUCUUCUUUACAACUCCUUCCAUGCGGAUUUUGGCCCUCUGCAUAUCGGCCAUCUGUAUCGGUUUGCAGUCCAGUUCCACGAGAUCCUCGGUGAUCCCGCAAAUGGCGAUCGUGCGGUUGUUUUCUACUCCAAAACCGACUCCCGCAGCCGCGCCAAUGCGGCAUGCCUGGUCGCUUGCUACAUGGUCUUGAUUCAAUCUUGGCCGCCGCAUUUGGCUCUGGCGCCUAUCGCUCAGGCCGACCCUCCUUACAUGCCAUUCCGGGAUGCCGGCUACAGCCAGGCAGACUUUAUUCUGAACAUUCAGGAUGUCGUCUACGGAGUUUGGAAAGCCAAGGAGCAGUCGCUCUGUGGAUUGAGAGAAUUCAGUCUUGAAGAAUAUGAGAAAUUCGAACGCGUUGACAUGGGCGAUUUCAACUGGAUCACUCCUCAUUUCCUGGCUUUUGCCUCUCCGCAACACGAGCCGGUUGAGCCAAUUCCGGCCAACACUCCCGAAUAUGAUGCGCUGCCCUCGAAGGUUUCCGAAGUUUUCUCCACCAAACUGCCUCUGCCAUUCAAGAACGUGCUCGCCCAUUUUGCGUCGCGCAACGUGGGACUGGUUGUCCGACUGAACUCGGAACUGUAUUGCCCUUCAUACUUCACCGCUCUGGGCAUCAAUCACAUUGAUAUGAUCUUUGAAGACGGAACAUGCCCGCCUUUGCCUUUGGUGAGACGUUUCAUCAAGAUGGCGCAUGAAAUGAUUACCGUGAAGAACAAGGGAAUUGCCGUCCACUGCAAGGCUGGUCUGGGACGAACCGGCUGCCUGAUUGGGGCGUACCUUAUCUACCGCUAUGGAUUCACUGCCAACGAAAUCAUUGCUUUCAUGAGAUUCAUGCGUCCUGGCAUGGUGGUCGGUCCCCAGCAGCACUGGCUGCACCUGAACCAGGGCUCGUUCCGUGAAUGGUGGUUCGAAGAUACUAUGAAGGAGAAACUGGCUCAGAUGCAGAUGCAAGCGGCCCCCAUCACGCCGGGUCGCCCGUCGGCUAAGCAACGCGCCAACAAUGGCCCCGUUGCCACACCACCCAACAACGGCCAUUCGAAGCGCGCCGCCCUUGGAGAGAUCGACCACAACGAGGGUGCUGGUGCCCCUGCCGAGGAGAACCUCCCCGCCCCUACUCCUGGUCAGCCUCGGAAAUCUCACCGGAAGGACUCCCGUCAUCACCCUUACGCGCGCACCACAUCUGGCACACUUCUCGUCGACAAGGAGUCGAGCAAGAACGGUGACCACUCAAGCCACCGAAGCCACCGACUCAGCAACGAUAGCAGCGAAAGUGACGAAGAGAUUCAACUUCGGAUGCUGGCGAAGCGUUCGUCCAAGUCCCCCAUGGCCUCUCCAAACAGCCGGUCGGUCAGCUAUUCUGCCACCCUGACUGCUAGCUACACCCUCAACGAUGAUAUCCAUGAGGACAGAGAGAAUUGGGUUGAGGCCACGCACGCUGCGCCGAAGACUCCCGCCAGCAGCAAGACUGGACACAGCGCAAUCUCCAUGACCAAAGUUCGCACCAGCCCUCGUCGUGUGACGGCGGAGAGCCGAAGCGAAUCCCGCGGCGUUCGCAAAGCCAGCGGUCGGAUUGGUAGCACCGGCAGUCCUACGCGGGUCAAAACAAGCGCCUAGACUGGACUCUGCCGCUUCCUUUCCCUUUUCUUCUUCUUGAGAUACCUUUUAAGCCUCGAACAGAUAUCCUUCGUGUGUUACAUUUUACCUGAUUAAUUUGUCUAUUGCUCUUUUCGUGUUGCUGGACCAUAAUAUCGCAUUCUCUUUGCAAGUGCCUUUGAUUACCCAUUUGUUUUCUUUUCUGAUUCCGUUUUGCUUUAUGGGUGUUCUGCUGGUUUCUGGUUCAAAAUCGACGGGUCAGGGGGUGUGUUCUGGAGUACGGUUGCACUGUUUAUGAUCGAACGACCUAGAAGGGCGAGAUGGGCUGCAUCGGGGUUUUAUGACUGGUACAAGAUGUCUGUGAUUGUCUAGAUGCCAGAUCUUAAGGCUGGGAGAUGAUGCUUUUUAUCUACGUCGUGCAUGACAACUUGG
Aspergillus steynii IBT 23096 is the source of this 2632-nucleotide messenger RNA. RefSeq names its product phosphoprotein phosphatase CDC14 (gene cdcA). The transcript is spliced from 3 exons. Bases 362 to 2221 code for a protein of 619 amino acids. Gene Ontology annotation, molecular function: protein serine/threonine phosphatase activity; protein tyrosine/serine/threonine phosphatase activity. Gene Ontology annotation, cellular component: centrosome; mitotic spindle; mitotic spindle midzone. The record is from RefSeq and is a predicted model, not a curated record. Gene Ontology annotation, biological process: microtubule cytoskeleton organization; regulation of exit from mitosis; protein dephosphorylation. NCBI's taxonomy places the organism in Eukaryota, Fungi, Ascomycota, Eurotiomycetes, Eurotiales, Aspergillaceae.